AGCAGGGUGCGUUGUGUGCUGUACAGAUUAAAGGUAAAAACCCAACAAACCUUAAAGUGCACCUAAAUAGCUAUCACAAAUUAGCCUACGAGAUAUUUCUGGGUAAAGAAAAAGAAAGGCUGAAAAGCGAGUGCAAUUUGAGUAUACAUGCAACCUCUAGUACACAUCAUACAAGACAGCAGACAUUAAUAUCGUGUUUGCAGAGGACAGCAAAUUGGGGAACAAACUCAGCUGAACACCAAAAACGCGAAGACGCCCAAGUAAACUUGUUUAUUGAAACUGGCAUGUCUACUAGGCUGUGUGACUUGCCUUCAUUCAGAAAAUUUGUUUCCUCUCUUGAUCCCAAAUUUAGCAUGCCACAUGCUGCACGAAUAAAUACGCUCAUCGUACAUAAAAUGAAUACAGCAACACAGCGUAUCAAAGAAAUGGUCCAACAAGCUCGGAAACUAACCCUUUGUAUAGACGGAUGGAGUAAAAAGGGUCUGAUGGCUUCGUUUUUGGGAAUUUCUGCAUGCUUUUAUCAUUCACCAACAAACCAAGCACAGCAUGCUUUGUUAAGUUUACGACGCAUAUGUCAUCCGCAUACGGGACAAGCUUUGGCAAACGCUAUCGACAGUACUCUCGAUGAGUGGGACAUAACAGAAGACAAGGUUAUGAUUAUAGUGACAGACAAUGGAGCAAACAUAGUAAAAGCUAUAGAUAUACUACGGAAAGGGCGGAGGCAAGGAGAAUAUUCUGCACAGCAGUUCAUCGAGCUGGAUUCAACUGAAUCUGAGUCGGACUCGGAUAUAGAGGAAGAAGAGAUGAGCAUCUCUGAUCAAGAAUCAACAGACUUCUUUGAAGACGGAGACAUAUCCAGGUUUCGACGUAUGCCUUGUAUGGCACACACACUUCAGCUUGCAUUGAAAGAUGCCAUGAAACAAUCAGGAGCCAGUUCUGCUGUUAACAAAGCCAGGAACCUUAUUCAUUCUGUCAGGAAAUCUUCGGUAGCAAAUGAGCAAAUGAUUAAAAGGUGUGACUUUAGCCUGUUUUAUAAUACUAACUGACUUGACAACAGGCUUGUCUUUAUCUAA
Erpetoichthys calabaricus (reedfish) is the source of this 1073-nucleotide messenger RNA. RefSeq lists its product as uncharacterized. NCBI's taxonomy places the organism in Eukaryota, Metazoa, Chordata, Cladistia, Polypteriformes, Polypteridae. Bases 285 to 1046 code for a protein of 253 amino acids. The record is from RefSeq and is a predicted model, not a curated record. The transcript has 2 exons.